Molecule: messenger RNA, 2508 nt
Organism: Macadamia integrifolia
Lineage: Eukaryota; Viridiplantae; Streptophyta; Magnoliopsida; Proteales; Proteaceae
Exons: 2
Coding region: 1349-2242 (297 amino acids)
Source: RefSeq, a predicted model, not a curated record
UUGAUUUCACUGUAGAAAGGGGUAUUGGGUUUCAUAGUUUGGUUUGAUUUUGAUUUUUGGUCUCCCAGAGGGGACAAUAUAGGGCCUCGAGAUCGGGAUCUGUCCACUUCUUUCCCUUGAUCCUUUUCCUUUUUAUCUGGGGAAAUACCAGGCCGGUAGAAUCUGUAAUAUCAUGUAGCUUAGUUUUGUAGAUUUCUUUCCUUUUGGAAGAACGUGAAUUCCCUUUCUAGUUUACUGUUCAACUUAUUUUUUGGUCCUUACAUUUUCUGUGUUUGUGUUAAUGAUACUUUCUGGCAUUCCUGCAUUAGUCAACGGAGAGAUGCUGUCACUUACGACCAUAGAUUUUCUUUUCCUUUCAGAUCUUUCUGUUGUGCAUUCUCUCGAGAGAUUUUGUAAAUGGAAUUUUAUUUCUACAACGAUUACUCUCUCAUUUUAUUGUUUUUUCUUUUUAAAGUGUUAUGCGAGUUUUGAUUUCUCUCUUUAACUUUUGAUGUCUGAUGUCGGAUCAUUUUUCAUUCAUAAUAGUUGGACUCCUCUGGUUUUUCCUAUUUACCUCUCUAUUAUUAACUGUUCUAUAUUAUUGUUGUUGUUUCCCAGUUGAGGGUUCCCUUCUCAUGCUUUGAUUCCCAAAGGGUCAUAUGUAUUCCAGUAUAUACACAAAAGAGUUCAGGUUGACAAUAUUCAGUUUAACAAGUUGUUGAAUCCAAAUAAGGUACCACAUGUUCAAAUAUUUACCAAAGAUUAGAGUUUAUGCAUGAAGCCAUCUCUGCAUCCCAAGUAAUUUUAUGAUGUGGAGUAAGUGGGUUAUGGUAAAAGGGUUUUUUUAUGUGGCACCAUAGAUUUUGUUUAUUUUGGGAAGUGAACACUCCAAUCUUAUUAAGCAUGAGCUCAUCUCUGCAUCCUACAUUGACGAUGUGGAUGAUCACCUUUUCGAGCUCACAUCCAUGUCUGGUUUAUUGCUAUUUUAUCUGAUGAAUAGCUGCCGUUUCAUAUUUCAUAUUUAGGAGAAGAAUAAAAGAGUCAAAUAAGACACAAGAGAAACCUCUCUCCUUAUUGUAGUGUAAAUCCAUUGCAUUGUCUGUAACUCUUUAUCCCUUGACAAUGAAUAUUUUUUGUAUUUUGCAACCUUUGUUUAUGUAAUUUUGGAUGCAGUCUGUGAAUCCCUUCUGACACCAAUGAAAGAUAGAGGGUUGACACCUUCAAUUGUUCUCAUGGGGCUUCAUUGUAUCCUUAUACCUUCUAGAACCUAUCAUAGAUUAAGGGUUAGGGUGCCUUGGUGAAAAUCAGUGUUUUCAAUUUGGAUUUUAAAUUCAUGUUCUUUUUUUUUUUUUGGUAAAAUAGUGAGAAAAUGUCAACUUCAAAACAAGCAGUUAAUGAGACUGCAAAAUGGAGCCAAGCAAAUGUAGACACCCUUAUUGUUCUGAUGGUAGAGGAAGUUAAGAAAGGAAAUAUGACUACUUCGACUUUUAAUAAAGCUGGUUGGAACAACAUUGCCAAUAACUUCAAAGAAAAAACUGGGGUCAACUAUGCCAUUGUACAGUUGAAGAACAAAGUGAACAAACUGAGGCAGGAUUAUAGUCAGUUUAAGAAGCUAUUGGAGACAACUGGUUUUGGUUGGGAUACUGCUUCAAGAACUUGUACUGUUGAUGAUGAAUCCAUCUGGGAAUCGCAUAUUAAGGAUAACCCUACUUGGGCACGAUUUAAGAAGCACGGACUACCACAAUGGCCAGAACUAUGUAUGGUAUUUGGUGAUACAUAUGCAGACGGCGAAGGAAGUGGGACUCAAACAACCAUGUUGGAAACUUUGGGGGCCAAUGAUGCUAGGAAUAUGAUUGAGUCUUGUGAUGAGUCAAGUUCCGCUGAUGAAGUUACUCCAUUAGGUGACACUCAAACUGAAGCAGUGGAAAAAAGGCCAGUUACUAAGCAUAGGCAUGAUAGGACUCCAAAUGCGAAAAGGAGGAGGAGCAAGUCUAAUGAUUGGUCAAUGGCAUUCAAGGCAAUUCAAGAUAUUAGUAAAUCAAGGGUAGAACGAGAUGCGAGCAUGUCCACUGCUUCAACCCAAAAUGCGGAACAGAUGUAUGGGAUUACUAGGGCCAUGGAGGUGCUUGAGUCAGGAUAUGAGUUAGAUGAAGCACUAUACAAGAAAGCACUUCGGAAGUUAAUGGUUGACCCGCAAUGGAGAGAAGCAUUAAUUUCCUGCCCUCCUCAUCGGAAGUCAAUACUCCUUCGUACCCUUCAGUAGUUUGCUUCUUGAAAAGUUCUUUUAAUUAGAUAGAUUGAUAACUCUACUUGGAUUGUGCCUUGACCCUACUUUUAACUUUGAUGGUUUGCUAUGUUUUCCUUCACUUUUUAAGAUGUUAUGGAUGACUAUGUCUUGACUUUUUUUUAUAACUGUAGUAUUUGAUGUCCUGAAUAUUUGAUCAUUGUACCUUGACACUACUUUUAACUUUGAUGGUUUGCUAUGUUUUCCUUCAUUUUUUUUAAGGUGUCUUGGAUAUUUGUUCAAAA